ACACAUAGAUAUCAUUGUUAUAUCAAACCUCUUGAAGCAUUGGAAGGUGAAGAUUCCAGGAAAAGAAGGCGGACCGCUUCUUCAUCAUGCAGGGCUUGUUCAAGCUUUAUCAGAUCAUUUUCUGUUUUUUCCUACUUUCAAUUUCCCAUUGUGUCAUUGAGCUCUAACAUAUUAUUAUGGAAGAAAAAAUAAUGUAUAAUUGGAAUUAUUUAUAAUAAAAACGAAAUAUGAAAUGAAAAAACCUUGUUACUGUACCACAGAUUCUCAAAUGACACUUUAAGCUUGUUGGCCUUUGCUUCUGCUUCAUUCAUUCUGACUUGUAGCUUUUCUAGCAACAUCUUCUUCUCUUGUACCUCUUCUAUGGAUUUUCUAGAAAAUACUCCAAGGGAUAUGUGUGUGUGUCCACACAAUAAUCAAUGGAAUUAUGCGUAUUAGUGAACGAACUGAGAUUUCUUGAUGAAGCUCGUCAACAUUCGAUGCAGAAGAUGCAUUUGCUUCAGCACCGUAUGCAUGAGAGCCAGAAGAUGCAUCGACCAGGAAAAAAUUGAUAAAGAGAUAGAUAAUCUAAUUUGGACUUACAUUUGAUAUCCAUCUAAAGUGUGAACCUCCUUCAAAUUCAGGAUCCUUUGCUGAAAAGCAACUGCUUUUCCCAUUUCAUAAUCUCUAACAAGAACUUGCUUCUUAGCAUCACCCUGGAAGCUUGAUUCCCAGACUCAAAGUUGCUACUUGUCAUUUUUAUGUCUAAGCAAUAAGCAUGCAAAAUAUAUCCGAAACUUUUGUAGUACCAAACAUGAUUGUUACACAUAACUUGUCAUGUGUUUUCUUCAUAGUUUUGUUUCUAUAUUUAUGUUGUUUAAUGGUAAAACUAAUUAGCUUGCAUGAAUAUACAGAUAUAUGCUGUCUCCAUAACCAUAAGGACAGUGCUUGGUUUCGUGCUCCUAGCUUUGAUAUGGGAAUAUAACUUCCCACCUUUCAUGGUUCUGAUAAUUACAAUACUGAAUGAUGGGACCAUCAUGACGAUUUCAAAGGACCGGGUAAAGCCAUCUCCAAUGCCUGAAAGUUGGAAGUUGAAUGAAAUAUUUGAGACCAGCACUUUCAUUGGCACAUAUCUUGCUUUGGUUACCGUCUUAAAAGGAUGGAUAACUUUCUUUUCCGUGCCAUUUCUUAGUGUGAUUGCAAAUUUUUGAUAGAGAGAACUAUGUAUUGAGCUUUGGAUAUUUAAGCCUUGAUUGGCAGAGAUUUUAUGUUUUGUUAGGUGACUCCUAGAAAAUAAUGGUACUUGACACAUUUUUAUAUUAAAAGCUUAUGUGUCUCAUAUUAUUUGGAGUUAAGAUCAUUUCACUAUAUUGCCAAAAGCA
Messenger RNA from Quercus robur (English oak), 1358 nucleotides. RefSeq names its product plasma membrane ATPase 2-like. The transcript has 3 exons. Gene Ontology annotation, biological process: regulation of intracellular pH; proton transmembrane transport. The record is from RefSeq and is a predicted model, not a curated record. Gene Ontology annotation, cellular component: plasma membrane. Gene Ontology annotation, molecular function: P-type proton-exporting transporter activity. Lineage: Eukaryota; Viridiplantae; Streptophyta; Magnoliopsida; Fagales; Fagaceae. The coding region runs from base 879 to 1187 and encodes 102 amino acids.